Molecule: messenger RNA, 717 nt
Organism: Annulohypoxylon truncatum
Lineage: Eukaryota; Fungi; Ascomycota; Sordariomycetes; Xylariales; Hypoxylaceae
Exons: 1
Coding region: 94-336 (80 amino acids)
Source: RefSeq, a predicted model, not a curated record
CCUGAUACCACCAACAGCCACCACCCAUACGCGUGCCAACCAGAUAAUCCCUUUCCCUCUUCUCUGUAGUCCGCAUCCGUCAAAUCAUCAAUCAUGGAUAUCACGGCCCGCCUCGUCGAAGUCGACGUGAUGUUCGGGCGCCUCCUCAUGGUGCUGGGCGCCUACAUCGCGUUGUUCGACUUCGUCUCGACCUGCCACAUGGGCGCGGUGCAGGUCAACCUGAGAGUAUUUCGAGUUAACGUCCAGUGGUACGUCCACCCGAUCCCGCUUACGAUCAUCCUCGCCGCGGGGGUCGCCUUCUUGCUCGAGUGGGUCGUCGCCUACCUGGGCUAUUAAGGGCCGGCGACUUGCCGGAUACCAAUGACAAACACGGCAUAAUGUACCUUUCGUCUAUAAAAGGAGACCUCGAUGGCGCUUUGCGCGACUCGUUUAUAUAGCUGAGAAGGGAUGAUCACCAUUUGCAAACCUACAUCUUCUUAAGAUACUCAAGGUCUCCCUAGUCUUCGCCAUGAAUCGUCGCAGGUACGUCUUUUUCUUCGUUGUACUCUAUAACUUCGCGAUAAACUAAUGACCCUGGGCUAAGAGGCUUCCGAUGUCCUUUCACGACUUCACCCCCCGAAGAUGGAACAUAACGGUCGGAAAUAUGAGGGCAUGGAUACGGAGAUAGUAUGGGCAGGAAAUUGACCCUUUCCUUUCCUUACCUGAUUACCUGCACUA